This is a messenger RNA of Gopherus flavomarginatus (Mexican gopher tortoise), 5024 nucleotides long. It is a transcript of the gene TRPM8, whose product is annotated as transient receptor potential cation channel subfamily M member 8. Gene Ontology annotation, biological process: calcium ion transmembrane transport. Gene Ontology annotation, cellular component: membrane. NCBI's taxonomy places the organism in Eukaryota, Metazoa, Chordata, Testudines, Testudinidae. Gene Ontology annotation, molecular function: ligand-gated calcium channel activity. Bases 93 to 3389 code for a protein of 1098 amino acids. The record is from RefSeq and is a predicted model, not a curated record. The transcript has 26 exons.
CACCAUUUUAAUUGUGGACGCUUUCCCUAAGGAUACAUCGAAAAACUCAGCUGACCACAAUCUCCAACGUAAGGUGGCUGCUUUAGGUUUGCAUGGGCACCAUGAGAACCAGAAGAAAUGGCACUUUGGAAGGUUCAAAAAUUCUUUACUCCAGUAUAUCUCGCAGCACAGAUGUGUCGUACAAUGACAGUGAUUUGGUCACCUUCAUUCAAGAACAUUUUAAGAAGAGAGAAUGUGUCUUCUUCACGAGAGAUGCCAAGUCGAUCGACAACUUGUGUAAGUGUGGGUAUUCCAAAAGCCAACAUAUAGAGGGGACGCAGGUAAAUAACACAGAGAAAUGGAGUUAUAGGAAACACACAAAAGAAUUUCCUACUGAUGCUUUUGGUGACAUUCAGUUUGAAAAUCUUGGGAAAAGAGGGAAGUACAUCCGGUUGUCCUGCGACACAGACUCUGAAAUGCUCUAUGAUCUGAUGACUCAACACUGGCACCUGAAAAAUCCCAACCUUGUCAUCUCCGUCACAGGAGGAGCAAAAAACUUUGCUCUAAAGCCGCGGAUGCGCAAGAUAUUCAGCAGGCUGAUCUACAUUGCCCAGUCCAAAGGGGCCUGGAUUUUCACAGGAGGCACUCACUAUGGACUGAUGAAAUACAUUGGAGAGGUGGUGAGAGACAACACCAUCAGUAGGAGCUCAGAGGAGAAUGUGGUGGCUAUCGGCAUAGCAGCCUGGGGCAUGAUUUCCAACCGGGAUAGUCUGAUCAGAAGCAGCGAUACUGAGGGGUACUAUUCAGCCCACUACAUAAUGGAUGACCUUAAGAGGGACCCAUUGUAUUGCCUGGACAAUAACCACACCCACUUAUUGCUGGUUGAUAACGGCACCCAUGGACAUCCAGCAAUAGAGGCUAAGCUACGGACACAGUUAGAAAAAUACAUUUCGGAACGCGUUAUCCCAGAUUCUAAUUAUGGAGGGAAGAUUCCAAUUGUGUGUUUCACCCAAGGAGGAGGGAAAGAAACUUUGAAGGCUAUCAAUGUUGCCAUCAAGAGUAAAAUUCCCUGCAUAGUAGUGGAGGGCUCAGGUCAGAUUGCUGAUGUAAUAGCGAGCUUAGUGGAGGCAGAAGGCACUCUAGCCUCUUCAUCUGUCAAGGAGAGGCUGCUCCGAUACCUGCCUCACACUGUUUCGAGACUCACGGAAGAGGAGACUGAAAGCUGGAUCAGAUGGAUCAAAGAAAUCCUGGAAAACCCUCAUCUGCUAACUGUUAUUAAAAUAGAAGAAGCUGGAGAUGAAAUCGUGAGCAAUGCCAUUUCUUUUGCUCUGUAUAAAGCUUUCGGUACCAAUGAACAGGAUAAAGAUAACUGGAAUGGGCAGCUGCAGCUGCUGCUGGAGUGGAACCAACUGGACCUGGCCAGCGAUGAGAUCUUCACCAAUGACCGGCGCUGGGAGUCUGCAGACCUUGAGGAUGUCAUGUUUAUAGCUCUUAUCAAGGACCGGCCCAAAUUUGUUCGCCUCUUUCUGGAGAAUGGCUUGAACCUGAGGAAGUUUCUUAACAAGGAGGUCCUUACAGAGCUUUUCUCCAACCACUUUAGCAGCCUGGUGUUUAAGAACCUGCAAAUUGCUAAGAACUCCUACAAUGAUGCACUCCUCACAUUUGUGUGGAAGAUGGUUGAGGACUUCCGAAGAGGCAUUCAAAAAGAGGAUAAGAACGGCAAGGAUGAGACAGAAAUACGGCUGUUGGAUGAAUCUUCUAUUACAAGGCAUCCCUUGCAAGCUCUCUUUAUCUGGUCAGUUCUUCAGAACAAGAAGGAGUUAUCCAAAGUCAUUUGGGAACAGACCAGGGGCUGCACUUUGGCAGCACUCGGGGCCAGUAAACUACUAAAAAGCCUGGCAAAAGUGAAGAAUGACAUUAAUGCUGCUGGGGAGUCUGAGGAGCUGGCAAAUGAAUACGAGACGAGAGCAGUAGAGCUGUUCUCUGAGUGCUAUAGCAGUGAUGAAGAGCUGGCAGAACAGCUACUCACUUAUUCCUGUGAAGCCUGGGGUGGGAGCAAUUGCCUGGAACUUGCUGUGGAAGCUAAAGAUCAGCAGUUCAUUGCACAGCCGGGAGUGCAGAAUUUCCUUUCCAAACAGUGGUAUGGAGAGAUCUCGAGGGACACUAAGAACUGGAAGAUUAUAUUGUGUCUGUUCCUUUUCCCUUUAAUCGGCUGUGGUUUCAUCUCCUUCAGGAAGAAGCCCGUGGAGAGGAGCAAGAAGCUCUUGUUGUAUUAUGCCUCAUUCUUCACCUCCCCAUUUGUGGUCUUCUCCUGGAACGUCAUCUUCUACGUUGUUUUCCUGCUGCUCUUCGCCUAUGUCCUGCUCAUGGAUUUCCAAGAUGAACCCACCAUGCUGGAACUCAUCCUCUAUGUUCUGGUCUUCAUCCUGCUUUGUGAUGAAGUGAGACAAUGGUACAUGAAUGGUAAUAAAUAUUUCUCAGAUCUGUGGAACGUCAUGGAUACGCUUGGAAUCUUUUACUUCAUAACAGGGAUUAUAUUCAGGCUCCGCUCCUCCAAUGAAAGCUCCUGGUACUCUGGGCGAGUCAUUUUUUGCCUGGACUACAUCAUUUUUACUCUAAGGCUGAUCCACAUUUUCACAGUUAGCAGAAAUCUAGGACCAAAAAUUAUUAUGCUUCAGAGGAUGAUGAUUGAUGUCUUCUUCUUCCUGUUCCUCUUCGGUGUGUGGGUGGUGGCCUUUGGUGUGGCCAGGCAGGGCAUCCUGAGGAAGAAUGAGUACCGCUGGGAAUGGAUCUUCCGAUCAGUUAUCUACGAGCCUUACCUGGCCAUGUUUGGCCAGUACCCUGAUGACAUUGAUGGUACCACAUACAAUUUUGAUCGCUGCACCUUCUCCGGGAAUGAGUCUAAACCUUUGUGUGUAGAACUGGAUGCUAACAACCAUCCCCGCUUCCCGGAGUGGAUCACCAUCCCCUUGGUGUGCAUCUACAUGCUCUCCACCAACAUCCUCCUGGUUAACCUACUGGUUGCCAUGUUCGGUUACACGGUUGGAUCAGUACAAGAAAACAACGAUCAGGUGUGGAAGUUCCAGCGCUAUUUCUUGGUUCAGGAGUAUGGCAGCCGUUUGACUAUUCCAUUUCCCUUCGUCAUCUUUGCCUAUAUCUACAUGGUGAUGAAGAAAUGCUUUAAAUGCUUCUGUAAAAAAGAAUGCAAAGAGCCAUCCAUCUGUUGUUCAAAAUAUGAGGACAAUGAGACGCUUGCAUGGGAAGCAGUCAUGAAAGAAAAUUACCUUGUCAAAAUCAAUUCCAAAGCAAACGACUCUUCAGAGGAGAUGGCACAUCGAUUUAGACAACUGGAUAUGAAGCUGAAUGAUCUGAAAGGCCUUCUGAAAGAGAUUGCUAACAAAAUAAAAUAAAAGCAACCUGAAAGCAGGGGCAGCAAACCUCAGCAAUGUACUGACUCGUUCACGCUAAUUUCUAGGAGACGUCUCAAAGUGAAUCAUAUCCUGCAACAAAUGGCAGCACCUGGGAAGGCCUGAGGAGGAUGCGUGAUGCGUUUAAAAUGACAUUUCUGCUCUUUGCAUCUUGGAGCUCUGGGCUCUUUUAUUUCCAUGGUCAUCUUACAUGCUGAUGUGAUAAAUGAUCCUCCUAGUUGAGCUCCAAAUUUUAGCAGCUGAUCUGUUGCUUUUCUUCUCAGUCCUUAGUUAUUGGCCGUAAGAAGGUACCUCUCAUCAGCUGCUCAGAGAUCACUUUCCUAAUGCCAACAAUUCUGCUGCCAACCCGCUCUGGUUUGAGUCUCGGGAACAGAUCUCCACCCGGGCGUCAACUAGAUACUCAAGUGUGGAUCGUCAGAGGUGUUUAGGCUCCGAGCUCACAGAAAGUUAGGAGCCUAAAUACGUUUGAGGAUUUGUGCCUCAUCUCUCCUUUUAGUGACCCUCAAUGAUCCCCCCUGCCCCCAUCUCCUUUGCUGCUCACAUAGCGUAUUUCCAAACCCAGACUAAAUUUUUACACUCUGGCGUAUGAGGAUGAAAGGCCUCCUACCUUCCCUAAUAGGAAAUAUUGCUCUUGGCAUCCCCAACUAACCUGCCACCUGGAUUCCUGGUGAACAAUAAUGACUUUUUCAGAUUAGUCUGAGGCAGUAUUUUGUAGUCCAGACUGAGUGCCUACACUCCGUGCAGUUCACAGAUAAGUCUAAUGGGAUCACUUCUUGCUGCCUCAGUGAUGUUUUGCAAGGCCCUGAUAUUGCAUUUGGUUUCACUUGUUCAAGUUUCUGUAUGGCCUCUUCGUGUUCUGAUUCCUUAACACACAAGAGGUGGUAUGUGAUUCACCGCUCGUUUGAUGCAACACCAGGGCUAGCUCCUGGUAGCACAGUAGUUUAGAAAGCAAGUGUCCCCAGUUGAGUGUUUUUCCCUAGAAGGGAAAGAGGCUUCUAAAAUGCAAUGCUGCCCAUAGCAAGAUCAGCUGGAUGUCAGCUUAGCUCAACCAGAAUGGCUCUGCCUUUGCUGAAAGUCUUCCAGAGAGCCAAGCCCCGUCAAGCUAUUAACUCAAAUGACUGCUGUGUUGUCUCUGCAUAAGAAAACAACUGAAUAUAUUUUCCAGGGGAAGCAUUAUUAAUUGCCUGUUACAGUAAAACUCUUCCAGCGUCUUGCUGUUCACAUCUUUGCUGUUUGCUCUGCUAUCCAAACUUACCAAAUGCACUGAAACAGGUCAAGCUCAGCGUUGAUUACAACACCAAUACUAAAGGUGAUACCUGUUCAGCAGUGGAACAUAAGAUUUCAGUAGUCACACAUUGGAAAGGCUUGUCAGGACGUGCUCAGACUCCCACUGACUUCAGUGGAUAUUGGAUUGGGUCCUGAAUGACUAAGAUAAAUCUACUUCAUAUAAAUGGAUUUUUGUUUGUCACUUGUGUCUGCCUUUACUGUAGAAAAUGUGCCUUUGUUCCAGUUUUGUUGUCUGUCAUGCCAUAUUCAAUGGUACCUGUAACAAUGUUGUUCUCCUGCGUGUUGUGCUGGAUGUAGCUACGAGUAGUGUAACAAAGAAUCAAAUGUACC